CAUUCUUUUUCUAUGUCAUGGCAACAGAACCAGUUAUUCAAGAAAAGAUUUAUCAAGAAGUUCGACAAGAACUAGGAGAUGAUGAAGUUACUUAUGAAAAAUUAAAUCAACUUCAGUAUUUGGAUAUGGUAAUUAAUGAAACACUUCGAAUGUAUCCACCAGUCUUAAGGCUUGAUCGUGUUGCAUCGAAAGAUUAUCAACUUGGUAAUUAUCUUAUACCAAAAGGUACGAUUAUUCACGCACCGGUAUAUCCUAUUCAUCAUGAUUUUGAGACAUGGCCUGAACCGGAAAAAUUCAUACCUGAAAGAUUUUUGCCAGCUGAAAAAGCUAAACGACAUCCAAUGGUAUUUUUGGCAUUCGGUGAUGGACCUCGUAAUUGUAUUGGUAUGCGAUUUGCAUUAGUAGAAGCUAAACUUGGCAUUGUUCGAGCACUUCGUCUUGUAGAAUUUGAAAGAUCUGAAAAAACAGAAGUUCCACUUCAAUUAGGAAAAAUAAUAGUUUUAAAUAGUAAAAAUAGUAUUUUUCUACGUGUUGUUCGUCGUUCACAAUAA
This is a messenger RNA of Adineta steineri, 551 nucleotides long. NCBI's taxonomy places the organism in Eukaryota, Metazoa, Rotifera, Eurotatoria, Adinetida, Adinetidae. The record is from the annotation of a GenBank genome assembly.